UAUACUAACCUUAAAGUUAACCUAACCUUCAAAUAUCAUAUAUGCAUGUUCUGUUGCUCGAAACACUUUUAAUUUUCAUUUACUUGUUUAAUACCAUGCACGCACCGAGGACUCUGCAUUCGCACAGCUCGGGGAUCUGUCAAAUGAGGUUGCAUGAAGUCCUGUUCAUAAUCGCCCCACCUAGUCAAGAUACAUGCGUCAGAACUACUAUCAUGAUGCCAAGCCUACAUCAGGCCCUAUGCAGCCUCGGUAUACCACGUGCUGCAUCAGUCCUUACCUGUGGUGCGUCAAGUUAUCCCCAUGCCGCGUCAACCUUACCCAUGCUGCGUUACGUCCGCGUCGAGCUUCAUCUUGCCUCGUCACUGAUGGGGCAGCCGUGAUAAGCUUCGUCGGUUCAAUGAUGGUGAUACUAUGGAGAGUGUUGUUUGGAAAAUACAACGUCCGAUGAACGUGCAUAUAUCUGACGAGCAACGCGAAUCCGAGGUCUCCCAGUAAUCGGACAUUCGUGCCGCCUAUCUCCCUUUGAGUAC
Molecule: messenger RNA, 530 nt
Organism: Suillus paluster
Lineage: Eukaryota; Fungi; Basidiomycota; Agaricomycetes; Boletales; Suillaceae
Exons: 3
Coding region: 42-380 (112 amino acids)
Source: RefSeq, a predicted model, not a curated record